AUGCGGUUUUCGUCCCCGGCUUCGGCGAACAUGAUCGUGACGAACACGCCGGCGCCGGACCUAGCGCUCACCAAUCUCGCGUACUGCUCGCACGCCGAUCUCCACGGCUUCGCCGUCCCCGGCACCAAGCUCUUCCUCGCUUCCAUCGGAGAUUCCUUCGUUCUCUCUGUUUCAUAUCCUUUUAGAAAUUCUGGUCUAUUUUCUCAUUUCGUACGCAUUGCCCUAAAUGCGAUUCAGCGUCGGCAUGCUAGAGUUUCCUCCGGCGAUUCGAUACCCGUUAGCAGAUUUAUUCCGCCUGAUAGUUUCGACCUGGCAUUGCUUACACUUGAGUUGGAGUUUGUGAAAAAGGGGAAUAAAAAUGAACAGGUUGAUGCUGUUCUUCUGGCCAACCAACUUCGAAAGAGAUUUAUCAACCAGGUCAUGACAACAGGGCAAAAAGUAUCGUUUGAGUAUCAUGGAAAUAACUAUAUUUUCACUGUCAAUCAAGCUGCUGUUGAGGGGCAACAAAGCUCUAAUGCUCCUGAAAGAGGGAUAAUUUCAAGUGAUACAUACUUUGUCUUUGAAACAUCAAAUGGGAGUGGAAUAAAGGUUGUCAAUCAGCGUGAAGCAGCAAGCAGCAACAUCUUCAGGCAAAAGGAGUUCAAUCUUCAAGAACUUGGUAUAGGUGGCCUAAGUGCGGAGUUUGCAGAUAUAUUUCGAAGAGCCUUUGCUUCUCGUGUUUUCCCUCCCCAUGUGACAAAUAAAUUGGGGAUUAAGCAUGUGAAGGGAAUGCUGCUUUUUGGGCCUCCUGGUACUGGCAAAACACUUAUGGCUCGUCAAAUUGGAAAAAUGCUGAAUGGGAGGGAACCAAAGUCUUUGGGUUCCAAAGCUGAUAAAACAUGCCUGAAUAAUGUCUAUAAUAGAAAUGAGAUUGUUAAUGGACCUGAAGUUUUGAGCAAAUUCGUUGGUGAAACUGAAAAGAAUGUUCGGGAUCUUUUUGCCGAUGCUGAGAAUGAUCAAAGAACUCGGGGGGACGAAAGUGAUUUGCAUGUAAUCAUUUUUGACGAAAUUGAUGCUAUUUGUAAGAUUGAUAGUGGCACCAAUUUGUUGCUUUUGAUGACUAGCGUAAUUUAUCAUUACUUUCACAUUGUUUGUCCUCCUAUAUGA
Molecule: messenger RNA, 1146 nt
Organism: Corylus avellana
Lineage: Eukaryota; Viridiplantae; Streptophyta; Magnoliopsida; Fagales; Betulaceae
Source: RefSeq, a predicted model, not a curated record